This is a messenger RNA of Saxophila tyrrhenica, 2088 nucleotides long. RefSeq lists its product as uncharacterized. Lineage: Eukaryota; Fungi; Ascomycota; Dothideomycetes; Mycosphaerellales; Extremaceae. The coding region runs from base 1 to 2088 and encodes 695 amino acids. The record is from RefSeq and is a predicted model, not a curated record. The transcript has 2 exons.
AUGUCCGCUAAAGGCACGAAGCGGCGCUCCGCCAGGCAGGUGGCGGAGCGCAAACAAUCUCGAUCGAUCUACUACGAACCGUCCAGCGACGAAGACGAAGUCGCAAGCGACGAUGGCGACCACGCAGCAGAGCUAGAAGAGCCUGCGCCGAAGCGAAGGAAGACCAGACCGACCAGACCGACCACUCGAGCCGCCGCGCAAAACAAGCGUGAGACGCACAAACCUCGAAGGACGAAGAACAAAGUGCAGGACAGGAAGAAGCAGUCAUCAAGCAGGAAGUUGGGCGCGCCACUGAAGCCGAAGAUCAAGAAGGAGCCAAAGUAUACUGGGCCGAGCGACAACAGAAUACCCGACUGGACAAGCCUUCCGAUCGACAUCCUGCGAGAUGUCUUCACAUUCGCUUUAAACUCAACUCACGACCAGACGACGAGUACCAGCGCAGAUGUUUCCUGGCUCAUGCAGGCAGCGCGAACAUGUCGCGCCUUCUCUGUGCCAGCGCUCGAAGCCUACUACCAGGCGCCGAAGCUGCGUACGACCUAUCAACCCCACUACCUGCUCGAGCUGCUUCAGAUGCCCCAGGAAAAGACGUACGUCAACUAUGCCGUGAAGGUCAAGAGCUUGGAGAUACCUGUCAAUCAGAUCGCAUACUCGGCUGCGGGCAAGGAACGGCUCAACCUGAGUUCACUGGUGACGCACCCGCAGGACUCCCCACCUUAUCGCCUACACAAGGCACAGCGAUGGGAGUAUCCGAAAGACAUGUUUCAGGCACUUGAUGAAAGUGGUGUGAGGCUGAAAAGCUGGAGGUGGACAUCUUCUAUGAUACCAGCGGCGGAGGUAUUGGACGCCAACCGGUACAUAGGCAAAGUGUACUCGAGGAAGGCGUUCGAAUACGUGGAAAACUUAGCGCUGUGUGGCUUCCAGGACUACGAUGAUAAGGUCUCUGAUGUCCCUGAUGGCCGACCAAUACCGCAGGCGGACGAAGAGAAAAAGACUCCGGGACUUGCAACUGCCUUGUCACUGCUACCACAUCUAAAGGCACUUACGUUUGUGUCCUGUGACUGCAUCAUGAACGAUUUCCUGGAACACCUUCCACAUGGCAUUGAGAGACUGCAUUUUAACAACUGUCUCGAGUUGACAAGUACCAUGCUGAAGGACUACUUCAAGGUGUCUGGCUCACAGCUGCGCGAGCUUGUCAUCAAUCAUUGCGCUUCAGUGGAUCUGACAUUCCUUCCGCCCCUCAAGGCGCUCUGCCCCAAACUGGAAGUGCUCAAGAUGGAUCUGACCUACUACUCUGAGCGCACCAACUACAAUGACGCAUGGGCCAUGUACGACCACCUUUUGAGCGACGAUGACGUACCCACUUGGCCUUCGACUCUGCGCCAUCUCGAGCUUGUCAACCUCAAGAAGUGGGAAGCGGAAGCAGCACAGAACCUCUUCCGCUCCCUGGUAGAAGGCGCGAAAGACUUACCAGCCUUGCGAUACCUCGUCCUCCACGCUCACAUCAGCAUCCCGUGGCGGGAUCGAGCACAAUUCAGGGACCAGUGGAUCGACAGGCUCAACACUGUCUACCUCCGCCGAAGCGAAGAGCCAAACCAGUUUUUGGGAUCGCUGAGGCAGUACAAACUCUACAAAGAUGCUGUGGCGGACGGUCGUGCUGUGGCGAGCCCUAUUGAUUUGGACACUGACGGCGAGUCAACCACGAGUCGCCGGCUCUCUCACGUCCGCAUCACACCGCGCAAAGCCCUAGCAGACCCGGAGACCUUUGAACAAACCAGCCCAACAGCGGAGAGACCACAACGGACAGCCCGGCGCAGCGCUCGCGUAGCCACCCGCGCAGAGAGUCUAAACGCUUCUACGGCCGGCGACGAUGACGAGUCGUCGUCAGAGGCCGACAACGAGUCCGACGACUGGAGCAAGCAGCCCGAAGUCUUCAUCCAAGGCCUCUGCAACGUCGUCGACAUCCGCAUCGACAACCAACGACCAGCCGAGAACCAAUUCACCGAGGCCAACUUCCUUGACAGCGAGCUGAGCGGAGACGAAGACUGGCAUUCCGGGGCGGAAGACGAGGACGAGGGCUAUGCUUGGUGA